Molecule: messenger RNA, 6322 nt
Organism: Anopheles stephensi (Asian malaria mosquito)
Lineage: Eukaryota; Metazoa; Arthropoda; Insecta; Diptera; Culicidae
Gene: app
Product: palmitoyltransferase app
Exons: 10
Coding region: 1265-3916 (883 amino acids)
Biological process (GO): peptidyl-L-cysteine S-palmitoylation; protein targeting to membrane
Cellular component (GO): Golgi apparatus; endoplasmic reticulum
Molecular function (GO): protein-cysteine S-palmitoyltransferase activity
Source: RefSeq, a predicted model, not a curated record
AUUUUUUUUUAUUUUGAAUCUGACAGUUAUGAACUCGUCAAAUCGCUGUCUAUCUAUACACCUUGAUAAUCGUUCGCGAUGCAGCUAGCUGGCUCUUUCACUCCAACGCACGUACAUCAACGAUGGUCCUACUGUGUGUGUGCGCAACAUAACAGGAUUGGUUCUGUCAUCAUCUCUUCCAUGUAUGGUGAUCGCGGCCCGAAAGCUGCAGUAGAAUUUGGUAAAAAUUGCAGACAAAUUUACUUUCAAGACGCUUGCUACCUGAUGGAAUUUAGUGCGAAGCUGUUUAACAUGUCCGGGAAUGUGCGGUACGGUGCGAGUGGCUGUGCACGAGCGCAGUAACAGGUGUUGUUUCGUACGUAAACGUGUUGACAGAUUGUGAAUAAAAAGAAAACCAAGAUCCUCCACACAAUACCAGCAGUGGCAGCAAGAAAGGGGAGAAACAAACUAAACGCUUAGCAAAAAAAAAAGCAUGAAAGAUUCCAAAGUUUAAGGUCCUCCUGCUAUCCGGUUUGCUGCGCGAAAGCACGUCUCUAUCUCCAGCAGGCUGUGUGUGAUCAUCAGUGAUGAUGACGGCCGUCAAGUAGAAUGUGUGUUGCAGUAGUGCGCUGACUGAACAAGCAGCAUCCGGCGGUGUUUUCCGAUGCAGACGGUUUUGCAGCAGACCGUGUCGGAUGUUGUCCUGUCGAAAACAAAUGCAUGCUGCGGCAUUUGUGUAGUGCAAAACGUAGUUAAACUAAUCUAGCCCUGUGUUGGUAGUGUGUGCGUUGUUGUGUGUGUGCUACACCUGUUCUUCUUCGUCCAUUUCUGCACCGCUUCUUCCUGAACUGCAACAUCCUGAACUGAUUUGGAUUAUUUUCUACCUUUGGGCAAUGUAGCAUAAUCCAUCGUUGGCAGACAUGAUGCGUCUGUUGAGAACCUCUGCAGUCAUCAACAAACAUCCGAUUUAGAAAUAAAUUCCGGCCGCCGGAACAAGCGAAACCCCUCAUGCUGCUAGAAAAACGAUCAUCAGCUGGAGCAGAUCACUACGAUUGGUGUAACAUAAACAGCUAUUGCUUAGCAAACGCUUUGACCCUUGCUGCUACGAUCUUCGCACGCAUUCGAUGCCAUUGACAUGCUUGCCUAAAAGCAGAGAGGUGUAGAUUUUCAGUUCCCAUCUUCAUCUGUGGCAGAGAUCCAGCUAUUAGUAAUAACACUACUAUUUACGCAAUAUCAACGCAACUUUUAGAUACAAAAAGUGUAGCUAAAACAUAGAAAAACAAACAUGGCACCAAGUCAGAAAGUGACAAAAAAAUGGGAGAUAUUUGCCGGCCGGAACAAGUUCUUCUGCGACGGAUAUUUGAUGACGGCACCGAACUCGGGCGUGUUUUAUUUCACGGUCAUACUGAUCACUGCAACGAGUGGAUUAUUUUUCGUGUUCGACUGCCCAUUUCUGGCACAACGCAUCACGCCCGCAAUUCCCAUCAUCGGUGGAAUUCUGUUCAUUUUCACGCUAAGCUCCCUGUUCCGGACGGCGUUCAGCGAUCCGGGCAUCAUACCGCGCGCGUCCCAGGACGAGGCGGCUUACAUCGAGAAGCAGAUCGAGGUGCCGAACUCGCUCAACAGCCCCACCUACCGGCCACCGCCCCGCACGAAGGAGGUGUUCGUGAAAGGACAGACGGUGAAGCUCAAGUAUUGCUUUACGUGCAAAAUCUUCCGGCCACCGCGGGCCUCCCACUGCAGCUUAUGUGAUAAUUGCGUUGAUCGGUUCGAUCAUCACUGUCCGUGGGUGGGCAAUUGCGUUGGCAAGCGUAACUAUCGGUUCUUCUACAUGUUCAUUGUCUCGUUGGCGUUCCUAGCAGUAUUCAUAUUUUCCUGCACAACGACUCACAUAGUAAUGUUAUUAAAGGAAGACAACCAGUUCAUUGACGUCGUCAAGCGGACUCCUUCCAGUGUGAUAAUAGCGAUAAUUUGUUUCUGUUCGGUGUGGUCUGUUAUCGGGUUAGCUGGAUUUCACACUUAUCUUACUACGAGUGAUCAAACAACGAAUGAAGAUAUAAAAGGUUCAUUCAGCUCAAAAGGUGGCCAGCAGGCAAUAAACCCAUAUUCGCAAGGAAACAUUUGCCUAAACUGUUUCCACAUACUGUGCGGCCCAAUAACACCGUCGCUGAUUGAUCGGCGCGGUGUCGUCACGGACGAGUAUCGGACGCAAAUGCAAGCGUCAGACAAGUACAACAGUGCCACUGUUCCACCGUUGGUUGUCAUGCAGCCGGGAAUGGACACACUUAACAAACAUUACAGUAUGGACCACGAAUUGCAAAAUGCAACCAACGGAGGAGGAGGGGUAGGUGGAACGGGCGUGUAUCGGCAGCGUAGCUACGAUAACUUACAAAAUGUUCCGAUUCCGACCAACUUUAAGUACUUUGCACCGCAGUCAAAGUAUAGCGUUAGUGGGGCAAACAUCAGUACCGGUGCUGGCGGUACAUACUGCUACAGCGACCAGAGUCAGCUACUGGGUUCGUCGCUCGGCGGCGGUGGAAUAUCUCCCUCCACGAUGCUGAUGAGAGGUGGAGCCAUGGGGGGCGGACCGAUGCCGCUGCUGAAAAGCCAGUCGGAAUUUCUUCACCACACCCAGCAGCAGCCACAUCAGGCACUGACCCCGAACGGGGCGAACAGUGUAUCGCAGCAGCAGCUGCUGCAGCAGAAAACGCAACCGCUGCACAUGAUGAGCCUCAACAUGACGCUGCCCCGCUAUCCGUACCAUCGGAAUCGAGCGAUCGGCAUACGCAAAUCAUCGCACGAUCUGCAGUUUCCGAUCUAUCAGCAUCACCCGCUGGAGGAUGGUAAGCAAACGAUGAUCGGAAGCAGUGGUGGCACGUACAAUUCGGGUGGUCCCUACUGUUUGGCCAAUGUGCCCGACAGCAGCACGAACAGCUUGAACAAUCACUUUAAUCCGUCGGCGAACCCGGCGCCGAUCGUAAUACCGUACAGUAACGGUCUGAUGUUGAAAGAUUCGUCCGCCUCGUCGUCGUCGUCCGGAGGUUCGUCGUCCACGUCCGCCUCGACCGCUACCAUAUCGUCCAACUCGACGUCCUCCGCUACCUCGUCGCUCGAUCGACGGUGCCGAAGCAAUUUGCUCCCGUCCGGAUCGGGCUCCGGUUCGUAUCUGGCAAGCUACGACACGAUCACCACACUGUCGGACCAUCCGCAGCAGCAGCGUCCAACUGUUGCCCCACACACCUGCCCCAACAGUCCGCGAACGAUCCGCUGCGGUAGUCCUAGCUGCAGCAGUGAGCUAGAUCCUAUGCUUCACUCGAAGGCGGCUAGCGGAGGGAAGCAACAACAGCCGUCGAAUAAUGGUGGCUAUCAUCAUCGCCAUCGACACCACCAGCAGCAGGGUGGUGGCGGAUACGCCAAGUUCUACCGUAAACCGUCUUAUCAAAUGAAAUCGUCACAAUCGCCUACUCCACCACCGUUGGCCCUACAGUCACCUUUGGCGGGUCCACCGUUCGGUAGCAGUGGAACCGGUACCAAUCCCGUUUCGCCGGCGCUUUCCUUUAGCCAAUUUAGUCCCAGCUUCUGGAGCGCUAACACGUGCGUUUCGUCGAGCAAUCGGAGCAGCAUGCUCAGUGCGGCCAGCACGCUCGGUGGGGGCAGCAGUAGCACCCCGUACGUUGAGUGUGCGAGCGGCCUGAAUGGCAGCGAUGGUGUUGGAAGUGGAGUUGGCGGUGGUGGCAUAGGAGCAGGCCAAGGUACAACAGGUGGUACUGGAGGAGGAGGAGGAGGAGGAGGAAUGGGAAACAAUACCGGUAAUAAUAGUCCGUACGUACAGCGGCGUGGCGGAAGCGACAAGCAACGCUUCUCAAACGUUUUCGAGUAUCAGUUUAACAAUUUCGAUCUCAACUCGAUACAUGAGGAUGCUACGAACGAAACCUAGCAUAUACUACAUUUUUAGUUUUGUAAUUUUUUAUAAUUUCACACAACAACCCGCGCACGGUCCUGGUGGAAUUUCAAUUUCUCGAGGGGCUGCCGGGCUUUUCUCGUCUCAUUUACAUUUGAUCACACACACCGUACCGUACCAACACACCACUUUAAUAAGCGCCCGCAAGUCGUUCAAUUGACUCGCAAUCUAUGGUCUUCAUUGUUUUAUUUGUUUUUGUUCUUUGAGGUUAAUUAUACAUGUUGGCUCUUGUUCAGUGUAUUUCACACAAGCGCACAUUUGAGUUUUUGUUUCUCUUUUUUUGUUGCUGCUGUUUAGCAAUUUGCAAAAGUUUUGUUGCGUUAUAAAAAGCAUUAACUUUUCUUGUACUGUGCUAAGCAGCUUGAUCUGCAGAGGUUGUCUUUUAAAAGUUGCAAACACAUUUUUAUUAUUUGCAUCUGCAGAAGUUGUACUAGCUGUCGAGAUUGAAGAAAAUAAUAGAACAAAGGAAGAAAAUAGUUACACUUGGCGGAUUAAACGUUUUGAAAUAGAAAGAGAGAGCGAGUGGGUGAUAGGUUUGAUUUUUAUAUCCUAGCAAAUGACAGUUGAAUAGUUGCGAUCGAAUCAUAAUCGAGUUAUAAAUAUUGAUUUUUAUAUAAAAACCUUCAAGCAACAUAGUUGCACACCAGGUAGUACAUUAUUCUAUACUAGACCUUCAUUAAACGCUAAGAAAAUGUGAUGAAAAAAUUACAAAAAUCCUAAAAAUGUAUUCCAAAACGUUCGAACAUUCUGCAUAACUGUCAAGUCUAAAACGUAAUAGUUCUUAUUUCCUGCUCGUGCCGAUGUUAGUUGCUGCAAAUAGUUUUGUUCGUUGUUGUUAGGCGAAAUUACAGGGGUUUUCAGUUGAUAAUGUAAAAGCAUCGAUCCUUUUUGUAAACUUUUUACGUGAAAGCUAGUUGCCAUGGGAGGAACGGCUUCGGAUGACAGGGGAAUCAAUCAUCUUUCAUUGUGAAGUUACCAGAUGAUACUGUAAUCGAAGCCAUUGAUAGUGUAGACAGCACACGGGUAAGUGCUUAACGUGCAAGUAUAAACACGGGCUGUAUGAAAGUCUUGGUUUAAAGUUCAAAGUGUUGGAUAAAACCAGUGUCGCUUACUGAGUUAGUGAAUAUCCAAAAACUGGUUCCUUACGUAAAACUACAAUGCGUACAAUACGUUACAUCCUGCGUUUAUAACCUGUACGUUACGCACUUUCCCGAGCGUUCACAGGCCGUGUACUAUAUCAUUGGCUUCGAUUACAAUAUCAUCUUGUAACUUCACAAGGAAUUCCCCUGUCAUCUGAAGCAGUUCCCAUGUCAACUAGCUUUGUUCACCAUUUCUUAUGAAGAGUUUACGAAAAGGACUAACGUUUUUAUAUUAUCAAUUGCAAAACACCGUAUUGUAACCGGGGACACGGUGUAUGCCGGAUUAUGUUCCCGAAAGGCCAUUCUGCGUUACAGUUCGCUUGAUUUGAUUGUAUUGCUUUGUUUGCUGCUAGUCAGACGAAAAAGAAAAAAAAACACGUUCAUCAAAAUCAAUGUUAUUGUUAGCAGUUUCAAAGUCAUGUUUUUUUUGUUUUUACAUUGAUUUUUUAAUAGUUUUGUUUUUCUUUUCGCUUUGUUACGUUGUGCAAAGAGUUCCUUUUUUUCGAAAAUAUUUUUCAUCUUUUGAGCAGAAUCUAACAUUGUGGUAGGACAUUACAACGUUUGUUCUUGAAAAGAAACAAAUUAAAAAACUCCACACACACACACACUCAUCCACGAGUACAGUUAUUAUAUAUUUGUGAUACCAAACAAAAAAAACCAAAGGUUUAUCACGCCUUGAAGCGUGCAAAAGGGAGAAGAAUACGUGUAGGAAACCAAUGUAAUGCAGAAGUUGUUAGAUUUAUGAAAGAAUACCUUUCAAAGGAAUAGAAGUAGUGCAAAAAAAAAAACCUGACCAUAACAUUGUUACAAGAUCUUCCAGCUACAGCAUGCCACCACCAUGCGUUUGCAUUCGGCAAAUAAUGUGUAAAUGGAUUUUUGCUGGUUUGUUCUGCAGUUAAUACGGCGAAUGCAUUAGAAUGAUUGUGCGGAUAGUGUCUAAUGAACAUUCGCUGAAAUAAGCAUACAAAUGCUUUAUUUACUAACGGCUAUGUUGCACAUGUAUCAAAAUUUUGCUUUAGCUGCUUGUUUUGAAUAACAUGUUAACAAACACAGAUUUAGAGUUACAUUAAAUCCAGUCCCCCUUGUUUACCCGUUGUUUGGUGCGCUUAAGAGGAACGUUUUGUAACAAUAGAUCACAAAAAGAAAAAAUAAAUAAGCGAUUUGGUUACGAGAUGAAAUAUCUCGACAAUAUCUUCCGGUGAAAGGAAACAAGAACUUCUAGAAAAUAGGAAACCCAAAAAAA